ACCCAUUAGCCCUCCCACCUUUCCCUUAAUAAACCUCCACCCCCAACCAUUUUCCCCAACCCUAAUUUCACUUCAAUUUCAAUUUCAUUUCAUUUCUCAAGCACCUUAUAACUCCGUUAUCAAAUCCCGUUAAUAUUGUUGAAAACCGAUGGCACAGAGAACAGAAAAAGAAGAAACAGAAUUCAAAAACGUACCUGAAACGUUAACUCUAUGCGUCAACAACUGCGGUGUUGUUGCGAGCCCCGCCACGAAUAACAUGUGUCAGAACUGCUUCAACGCUAGCUCAACGACGUCGUCUCAACGUAGAUCUGGAUCGGCGAGGUCUCCGGCGAGGUCAACGUCAACGUUUCGUGAUGAAUCGGUUGAUCUGGUGGUAGAUCGGACGGUUGUGGUGGUGGAGAAUGAAAUUAAAGAGAAGACGACGGUGAAAGUUGUGAAUCGGUGCUCCGGUUGCCGGAAACGAGUCGGUUUUGCCGGAUUUAGGUGCCGGUGUGGCGAUCUGUUCUGCGGUGAGCACCGGUACUCUGAUCGGCAUGAUUGUACGUACGAUUAUAAAACCGCUGGUCGUGAGGCAAUUGCGAGGGAGAAUCCGGUGGUCAAAGCGGCGAAAAUUGUUAGGAUUUGAAUUUUUAUGCAAAUAUGUUCUACGUGUUUUUUUUUUUUUUUGUGUAUUUGAUUUUCUGAUCGGAAAAGUUGAAAUUGUUAUCAUUAAUAUUAUCAUCUCAUAUGAAAAUUGUUGAAUUGAAUGUUGGAGAUGGUGGAGAUCGAUCAGCAUCUAGAAUUCUCUGUUUCAAUUGUUAGGUUUGAUUGUAUCAUUUUUUUUUACAAUAAAAUUAGUGUAAUAUAAUCAAUGAAAUGAAAGGAAUCUUUUAUAAUA
Messenger RNA from Helianthus annuus (common sunflower), 877 nucleotides. RefSeq names its product zinc finger A20 and AN1 domain-containing stress-associated protein 5. Gene Ontology annotation, molecular function: zinc ion binding; ubiquitin-protein transferase activity; DNA binding. Lineage: Eukaryota; Viridiplantae; Streptophyta; Magnoliopsida; Asterales; Asteraceae. The transcript has a single exon. Gene Ontology annotation, biological process: protein ubiquitination. Bases 149 to 625 code for a protein of 158 amino acids. The record is from RefSeq and is a predicted model, not a curated record.